Molecule: messenger RNA, 4705 nt
Organism: Physella acuta
Lineage: Eukaryota; Metazoa; Mollusca; Gastropoda; Physidae
Product: HEAT repeat-containing protein 4-like
Biological process (GO): peptidyl-hypusine biosynthetic process
Molecular function (GO): deoxyhypusine monooxygenase activity; protein binding
Source: RefSeq, a predicted model, not a curated record
UAUUAGCAAAAUGGCGCACAAAGUUGAUGAUUUUCUAUCACACAAAAAAAUUAAGCUUCAAAACUAAACUAAUACAUCCAUAAAAAAUGUUAUUAUAAUAUGUGUGCAUGACUAGUUCUAAAUUGCGACAGGUUUUCUAAAAAUAAACCUGAUGUUUUGUUUAACGCGGAUAAAAACAAUUCCUAUUUAAAAAAAAAAACAAGGUUCACCAACUUGUUUACAAAACCAGGAACAACUGUGUAAUUUUUUGUAACAUAUUUCUAUAAAUUAUAAACCUUCCAAGAAGAUUACAGAUUUAAUAUAUUUCCAAGAAGAUUAAAAUUUAAAUAUUUAAUAACUUUCAUUACCAUACCAGGUUUAAUGGUUUAUGGACGCACCAGCUGCUAAAUUAAAAACAUCAUGUAGGCCUAGUAGAUCUACUAUUUAUUUGAUAGCCCACAAUGUAUGAUAAUGUUAUGUUAAUUUUCUGUGUGGUCUAGUAACUUACAAGCAUUGUAGCCCAGCUAAAAAUACAAUAAAAAUGAAUGGCAACAUUCCUUUUGUUACUAUGGGAUUCAACAUGCUUUUCCCAUGUGCUACUGGAAUACAAGCACCACAGAAUAAAAGAAAUGACUCCAGUUUAAAAAGUAUUUUAGGAAAACAGCAACUCGUUAGUAUGCAUCCAAUGACCAUCAUCCAGCAGGACAUAAACCCUGUUAGCAAAAGGUAUGUCAAGAUGAUCAGUGAAGACUUAUCAUUUUCGGAGGAUGUAGUAGCUGGUCGGUGUCUGCACUCUAUGCCUUACAAUCCAAAGUACUUUGAGGAUAUUUUUAAACCUGGAGAACUAAUUAUGAAGAUGAAACGAGAGCGCAGCAUAUCUGAAAAAUAUGCUUCUCAAAAGACAGAUAUUUCGUUGAAUGUUAAUAAAAAAGUAAAGCCUCUAUGCUUACCUCCUCUUGAUGCUAAUGUAAAAGGAAAAGCCACUCAGCUACAUCAACAAGCUUUAGUUUCUCACAAAAAAACACAGAAGCAAAAACUAGAAACUAAUAAUAUUUUUAUGACAGAAUGUCCUACAAAUGAUGCUCCAACUACUAAUCCUAAAUUAAAAACAUACACAUUGAAAAAAACAGAUAAAGGUAUUUCUAGUGUUAACAGUGAAGAGGCCAAUGAAGAAAAGUUUAAUUUAGCCAACAACCAAACAGAGAAAAAUGACUGGGAUGAAUUCUUGAUGUCAAAGUUAAGUCAGCUGACUGCCAACUGGAUUGCUCAUGAAUGCACACCGGAAGAUCAACAGAAAGGAAAGCUGACAGGUGUUCUCAAGUCAUGGUAUGGGGCCCCAACACACACAGACUUAGUAAGAGAAGACUGCAGUGAUGGAGAGGAAGAUGAGAAAAAAACGCAAGUUGUCAAAACAAAGUGGGUGAAACAAGAAGGGCUAUUGUUGUCCCGUAUUCAAGACAUACAACAAACUUCUGGUGAAGCUUUAGACCCCUAUUCUGAUGACAACAGAGCACCAUUUUAUCGCCAGCCUGCAGGAGUAAGAGCCAAAAAGAAAAUUGAACUCAAAGAAGAAGGUGCUAUGAAUGCUACAGCACAGAUUACACUCAGAGAACGCCAGCAGACGCCACCUCUUAGGUUUACAGAUAUCAUGAGUGCACAGGUGGGGGACAAAGUUUAUCAAACAGAAAACCAGUUUCAGCAGGAAUGGCUCAGUGGCAAGAAGCAAGUAUUUGUUAUAGGUGCUGGAAAAGAUGAGAUUAUCAUGGAGACAGAGAACAGAUACAAAAAAAACCUGCAACAGGAAGUUCCACAAAAACCUGAAGUCUGGUCCCAAGACUUGAGUCAGGCUGACACUAUUCCAGAGUCCGGAGUCAAAGCAGACAGUCUUCCAGAAGUUGGUGCCAAGCGCUGGACAAACCUGCCAGAGCCAGUAGAUACAACAAAAGGACUGAUGGUUGAUGUAACCAACACAGCAGAUUCAACACAAAAAUCAUCAGCUCAAAAACAACAAGUGAAACAUAAUAACACUUUGGUUACCCUAGCCACCCAGUGGAGAAAGAAAUGGUUCAUGAGUGGAGCUGUGUCAGACAGCACACCUGACGACCUGGUCAGGGACAUGACGGACAUCCAGGCUCACGUCAGGAUGAAAGCCAUUGGGACAAUUCUUAAGGCUAGAGAGAUGCAGCAAUCAGUGGAAAAUCAUAACUCCAGCACACAAGAGUUCCCAGAAAAAAUUUAUGUAGCACUGGAAUGCCUUUUGGAUGAUAAGCAUGAGGAGGUGAAGAAAUCAGCAGCCAUGACACUUUAUGCCCUAGAUCGUCCAACUGACAAGGCUAAGGAAGUGCUGUACGAGAUGUUAAAUGGAGAAAGUUCUGUUGACCGCUGGGCUGCAGCUCAGUCUCUGGCCCAUUUUGGUGAGAUGGACUCGGACAUCGUGGGGGAGAUGAUCAGACAACUCCAGAACUGCCAGGAUCCCAUCCAGAUGGAACAAGGAGUUGUGUUGCUGAACAAGCUCAGCUCUCAAACAAAUCUUGUACAUUGUAUGGUGGCGGAGCAGCUGAACAGUAACAGUUGGCGCCAUAGGGUGAUGGCUUGUAGAAUCUUACCUGCCUUGUCAGGGACUAUCAACCAGGACAUCACCCAAAAGUUGACUGACCUCAUGUGGCAUGACUGGCAUGAUGACGUGCGUGUGGCAGCUGCCCAGUGUUUGGGGAAGACCAGCCACGGCAGGGAGGUCCAUGACAAGCUCAGGGAACACAUCCUCCACGGGGAGGAGAGGUCUAGGGCUGAUGCCAUCGACAAACUGGGAAAACUUGGCCUGAUGACCAGCAAACUGCUGCCAGCCUUCCUGCAAUGUUUCUCUGACCCGUAUGUCUCUGUACGCUCUCAGGCCUGCCUGGCAUGUGGAGAGCUACAGAUCAAGGAAGAGCAGGUCAUUGACAGCUUGGUCAACCUUGCGACCUUUGACCCCAUCUGGAAGGUUAAAGCCCUGGCUAUUCAAGCACUAGGUAGAAUUGGAUGUGUUAGUGAAGAUAUCAAGGAAUGUUUAGUGUGGGCCCUGCGCUAUGAGAGCCAUGAGGGUGUCAGAGCUGAGGCCUGCCACACGUUGGCUGAGCUCAACAUCCAUGAUGAUGAUGUCAUGCAUGUUCUUCAGGAGAGGCUGCUGGUUGAGUCAAGUCUGAUGGUUAGAGAAGAAAUCAUAGAUUCACUGAGCAAGUUUGGUUUCAAGAUCUCAGAGGAAAUGGACACAGUGGGUCAGAUCAAGGCAGAGGUCCACAAACUUUGCACCAGAAACUUGAUAGCUGCCCAGAUUUUGGUCAAUGAGAAGGAUGAACUCAAACGUUCCCAGUUGGAGAGAUUUGUGUGUCAGACAGCCCUGGAUAUUGAGGUUCUAAACCAGAAAAAAGCUGAAGUUCUGCACAGGAUAAUCCUGGAGGCUCAACGACUUCCGUCUGCUAAGUCUGACAAGGUCAAAGGUCAUCCCACUCCUGAUCUUCUGAGCAGAGAGGGUACAAGUUUCUCCGCCGCAGACAAAGAACUGGAAGAAAUUCUCGGCCUGGAUGAAUGCGGGUCAGUCAGUGGCUCCGUGAGUGAGAAAUCAACAUUUCCUGAAACUGCUGCUGACCUUGGUUUUGACCUUGAACCUCAGGCUAAAGUUCUGACAAUAAAAACCAAAUCAAGAAUGAGUAACAUGUCCAACCCCAGGUACUCGAGUGUCUCCCGUCAAGGAUACAGGCAUGAGAGAUCAUCCUCUGGUGACAGGAUCAGCAGGGAGAGUUUGUUAGAGAGGAGUAAGGUGGAGAGGAAAAUGGCCGCCAUUUUUGCUGAUCUGGAAGCUCGCUAUGAUGCCAUGAAAGAGGAGUUGUUGAUUGCUGACAGGGGGCUUACAGCCAUAGUGGCUGAACAAGAUGGCUGCUUGGUGGCGGAGAGUGGGAUAAGUCAUGGUGAUGCUGGGAUAAGUCAAGGUGAUGGUGGGAUAAGUCAAUGUGAUGGUGGGAUAAGUCAAUGUGAUAAUGGGAUAAGUCAAGGUGAUGGUAGGAUAAGUCAGGGUGAUGGUAGGAUAAGUCAGGGUGAUGGUAGGAUAAGUCAGGGUGAUGGUAGGAUAAGGCAAGGUGAUGGUAGGAUAAGUCAAGGUGAUGGGAUAUGUCAAGGUGAUGGUAGGAUAAGUCAGGGUGAUGGUAGGAUAAGUCAAGGUGAUGAUGGGAUAAGUCAAGGUGAUGAUGGGAUAAGUCAAGGUGAUGGUAGGAUAAGUCAGGGUGAUGGUAGGAUAAGUCAAGGUGAUGGUGGGAUAAGUCAAGGUGAUGGUGGGAUAAGUCAAGGUGAUGGUGGUAACGAGGCAAGGCAGGAUAAAAAUAAUGUGGAGUUUGGGAUAACCCAAGAAAAUGUUGAGCAUGGUGUAGGUCAAGAUAGCCAGGAGACAGUGAUAGAACAAGAUAGCCCAGAGACAGUGAUAGGUCAAGAUAGUAUUGAUAAUAGUGAGCAUGGGAUAAGUAGAGAUAGUUCUGAACAUAUGAUAAGUCUUGAUAGUGAGAUAAGUCACAGCACUGUUGUGGAAGGCAAGAUAAUCCAAGAUAUUGUCUAGGAUAUCAAGUGAGAUUUUACAAACUAUUUUUUUUUUUUGUAAAAUAAAAAGUUUUAUUAUUAAACAAAUAUUUAAUGUACAAAAUAAUAUGGUACAAAUUGAAAUGUUUCUGUAACAUUAUUUUAUAUAAUUCAAAUAAAUGUA